ACCCCCUCACAUGGUCUAAAAUUAUAGAAGGAGAGGAGAGGAGAGGAGAGGAGAGGAGAGAAGAGGAGAGGAGAGAAGGGAAUUAGUAAGAUUCAAAUGAGAUCUCUCUCUCCCAAGAGAGAAUAGUUACUAUGGGUUUACUGAGAGAUCAAUAUCUUAUAGAUAUCAACAAAGAUCUAUCAUCCCCUCAAACCCCUUCUAACUUCAUUGAAUGGCUUAAGCCCCCAAUCUUCUCUUCUUACUCUUCUUCUUCAUCUUCAUCUUCUUCUAGUUUGAUUGAGCAAGCUGCCCAUGAAACAAUCCAAUGCUUGCCUCUCCUCAGCAGCUUCAAUGAGGCGAAGAAGCCUCCAUUGAAAGAGGAGGAUAAUUCUAUCUUUGGAGGAGAUGAUGAGAAGAAGCUGCUCACUGUGGACUUGAACAUCGGGUUGCCCAACUACUACGCUGCGCCACUCCAUCACCAACAAGUUCCUCGUAAAGCUGAGGUCCUUGAUGAGCUCAAGGCAGAACACCCGGAGGCGCCCGAUUGCAAGAAAAUUAGGCCUCUGGUGCACGAGUACGGUUACUCGUUCGGUUCGGAUCAGCAAAAGAGGUUCUGGAUCCCGACACCCGCUCAGAUACUUGUGGGGCCCAUGCAGUUCGCCUGCAACAUAUGUAGCAAGACCUUCAAUAGGUUCAACAACAUGCAGAUGCACAUGUGGGGUCAUGGAUCGGAGUACAGGAAGGGCCCAGACUCCCUGAAAGGGGCGCAGCCUGCAGCGAUGUUGAGGCUCCCGUGCUACUGCUGCGCCCAGGGCUGCAAGAACAACAUCAACCACCCAAGGGCUAAGCCUCUCAAGGACUUCCGGACCCUCCAGACCCACUACAAGCGCAAGCACGGGGCCAAACCCUUCGCGUGCCGAAAGUGCGGGAAGUCAUUUGCGGUCAAGGGGGACUGGCGAACUCACGAGAAGAACUGCGGGAAGCUCUGGUACUGCACCUGUGGCUCGGACUUCAAGCACAAGCGGUCCCUCAAGGACCACAUCCGGUCCUUUGGGAAGGGCCACUCCCCUCACCCCUCACUUGAGGGUUUCGAGUCGUUCGACCAUGAUGAGAAGGAAUGCAUCACCGGCGGGUCCGAGGAGGACGAGUGAUCAAUUUACUCACAGUCACAACGCUUGAUCGACGGUACUGUUCUCAGGUUGCUAUAUACGUAAGUACAGCGAACGGUAAUUAAUACAUGAUAUCUAGGGAGAGUCUAGGGCUUGUCCAAGCUUGUGCUCGGCAACAAAAAAGUCUCUCAUGGUGUAGGGAUAGGUUUGUUGCGGAGCACUUGCUAGGUGAUGAGAGUAUGCAUGCAUGCUUCAUAUAAUAAGGUAAUUAUUAGUUUCUUUUUCUUCUUUUUUUUUAAUUUUGCAAUUGUUCUUCUUCUUUGAAGUGAUGAGGAGCUCGAUCGAGAAGAGUCAUCCUUUUAAUAAAUUGAAGAGACUGUAUUAAUUACCAUGAAGUGGUGAAGUUGAUGAAUUUUCUCUGCUUUCAUCUACGGAGGAAAUUUGUCCGCUUCAUUGCUAGCUGGUAAUCUUCACUAUAUUGAUCUUAUAUAUCAUGAUGGAGUGUGUUACAUUGUUGCUACA
This is a messenger RNA of Punica granatum (pomegranate), 1610 nucleotides long. The record is from RefSeq and is a predicted model, not a curated record. NCBI's taxonomy places the organism in Eukaryota, Viridiplantae, Streptophyta, Magnoliopsida, Myrtales, Lythraceae.